Clunio marinus is the source of this 354-nucleotide messenger RNA. The record is from the annotation of a GenBank genome assembly. NCBI's taxonomy places the organism in Eukaryota, Metazoa, Arthropoda, Insecta, Diptera, Chironomidae.
AUGAAUUGUUUUCAUUACGGUUCUGUGAAUUCCUUUAAAGCUAGGAUAAUAAAUUAUUUACAUCGGCACGGCAAUGUAUCCCUCUAUCAACACGAAGCAUAUAUUCCAGUGAAUUAUCGAUUUCCCCAAUGUCAACGACAGGAGAAACCGGAAGAAGUGAUUCCAAGGGAUCACUUCAAAAAAUCACAUUGUGAUGCUUUGUUCAUUGUUGAGAAGAACAUUCGGAAACUAUUAACACCAAAUGAACAAACCACACAUCAACGUACCAUAUCAAAACUUAAUGAUUACCGUCUAAAGUUCUUUCACGUUCAUCAUAUACAAUCGUAUAUGGAUAUGUCUGCAUGCUUUCGUUGA